Caenorhabditis sp. 36 PRJEB53466 is the source of this 2745-nucleotide messenger RNA. NCBI's taxonomy places the organism in Eukaryota, Metazoa, Nematoda, Chromadorea, Rhabditida, Rhabditidae. The record is from the annotation of a GenBank genome assembly.
AUGUCGAGACGUGGUGGGCCCUCUACAAAACCAUUGAGUCCGACGUGUGCGAGGAAGAGAACUGUGAGUUUUUCACGAAAAUCGGCAACGUUCACUGAAUGAUUUCGCUUCUUUUUCAGGCCAGAACAUCGGCGUCGCCCCAGGAAAAUGGAUCUCAGAGAGGACGGACUCGACGGAAGAAUCCGAAGGUCUCAUUAGCAUUCCUGAAUUGAUCAGUUCGUCCGAUGAUUCAAUCGAUAAUAUCUUUCAGCUGGACGACAAUUUGAAUGGCUCAGAUGCCGACAAACUCUGGCAGAAGGCCAUCGAGCACGCGUUCUGGAGGAAAGGAAAGGACGUGGACACUAGAGAGCUGAGAAGCAUCAUGAGAAAGUACGGAAACAGUCGCAGAACGUUCGUAGAUGCCGUCACGUACUUUCAAAUUCUCAUAAACAGGAAGGCGUUCGAUGAUGUGAGUUUUUGCGGUUCUGCACCUCAACAGUCUACGAUUUCAUCGCUUUUUAUAGAGAGGCGUUGGAGUUCAGUCAAAGGCGACGGGGCAGUCCAACGGCCACGGACCUUCCAACGGAUAUGGUCCCGUUCAAGUCAGAGCUAGAUCAAAAGCGACUGCACUGUCCAACGGCCAAGGACCGUCCAACGGAGCUGGUCCUGUUCAAGUUCGAGCUCAAUCAAAAGCGACGGCUCAGAUCAACGGCCAAGGACCGGAUACCUCGCGGCGAACAUCAGAAGAUAAUGGACAAGCAGGAGCCGAUGCGUUGGCGGAACGGAACGGCAGAGCCCGGUCCACGAGUUCAACAGAAGCCUACCUCAACUCUUGGACUCGCCCUGAUCAAGUGUCCUCGUCAAUGAAACCGGCAGUGGACGGAGUGGAGGACAUGAUCAAAACGAUCAAAAACUCGCCGCAGAAUAAGGGAAUGAGAAGAAGUCAAGGAUCGUCCAACGGAACUGGUCCUGUCCGAGUCGGAGCUCAGUCAAAAGGAACGGUGCGCUCCAACGGAGCUGCUCUUAUUCAAGUUCGAGCUCAGCCGAAACCGACGACGUCGUCCAACAGAUUUCGAGGUUCAAUGCACUUGUUAUCUGAAGAAAACUGGCAGGAGGUCUAUGACGCCGGCGAUUCUGAUGACGUGCGUUUCAAAUCGAUCAACUAUGCUUUCAAGAUAUCAAGAUCAUGUUUCAGGAUAUUCAAAUUGUAGACACGGCGGUAGAUUCUCGACGGGUGAUCUGUCUCGACAGCGAUCCAGAAGACGUGCGUUUCGAAUCGAUAAACUAUUUCAUCAAGAUCAUGUUUCAGGAUGUUCAAAUUAUGUACUCGUCGGUAGAUGCUGAAGGCGCUCCGAACGGGGUUAUUCAUCUGGACAGCGAUUCGAAAGACGUGCGUUUCAAACCGAUUUCAAGAUAUUACGAUCAUGUUUCAGGGACGUCAACGUUUGAGCUCGUCGUUAGAUGCAAGAGGCAAUCCGUAUAGGAAGAUUUAUCUGGACAGCGAUUCAGAAGACGUGCGUUUCGAAUCGAUAAACUAUUUCAGCAUGAUUAUGUUUCAGGAUGAUCAAAUUGAGGAUAGUAAUGGGCGAAAAGGACCAGGACUAGAAGAAGAUCAAGGAGAAGUGGGAGAGGAGGAAGAGCAAAUGGAAGUCGAUCAAGAGGUUCCAAGCAGUUCGAAGGCUCCGGAAAACGAAGAAGAAGAGUUGGAUGCUCAGGAAAACAGAGGCGGAUCAGAAGAUGAAUAUGAAGAAGUAAACGAUGUCGAGCAGAUGAUCGAGACAGUUCAAGACGCUCAGAAACACGAAGAAUUUGAGCAAUUGGCCCAGAACGGUCACGAUGCUCCGGAAGCUAAAGAACAAGAACCUGUAGGUAUCUCUCUACUCGAAGUUUGAUCGUACCCCUUUGUAUCAUAGUGUUUUCAGACCCAAACCCCGACGAUUCCACCUCCACUCAAAUCGGCCUUCCAAACUCGCUCCACGGCCAACCUACGAGCGCGUUUUUGUGAAGAGGCAAUAGAAGAAGAUGAAAGAAAAAAUGCUGUUAAGGUCCGUUUUGUCUCUUUUUGACAACCACUGUUCACAGUAGAAAGCCGGCAUUUCUUCGAUAGAUAAUAUGUAAAUUUCAGGAAAAGGAAGCCAAAGAAGCAUAUGAGGACAGAGAAAUCAAGGAAGAGGUGAGCUUUAAUUUGAAAAAAACCAUGUAAUUAUCCUCGUUUUCUUCAGCCAAAUUCUGGAUCCGACUCGGAUGAUCCCUAUGACGUGAGUGGAAUGAAAGUGUGACAGUAGGACAAAAGUGUGUCCGUUUCAGAGACUUUGGGCAAUCAGCGAGCCCUUCAAAAGGGAACAAAAGCGAAUGGAAGAAGAGGACGAAGUUGUGGAACCAGAAUUUGAGGAAGAGGAAGAAGAAGAAGACGAGGAACGCCCCCGAGUUCAAUGGGCCAAGAGUGAGUUCCGUUUCUUGGACGACGAGGAUUCGGUUCCAUCUGACGAUCCCGAUGAAGAGGUCCAUCCCGAAUUGACUCCGAUGCCGAACGACAACAAUCCAGAAGAGGUGCUCCCACAUGAAGAACAUCAGCCGGUACCCGAUGGAGUCCCGAUUGAAGACGUUCCCGCUCAACCGAAAGGAAGAUCUUCUCAACCUGCAGCGGCUCCGACAGAAAGAGCUGAUCCAUUUGUGAACAGUGCUCCCGGUUAUGUGAAUCCAAAGUUCCCGGAGAGACCACAGAUGAGGAGGAGAAGCACGAGGAGCAGGCCGGCACGCAAAUAA